AUGGCAGCAGCUCGUUCAGCUGAAGGAGUGCGCCCAGAAGACAGCGCAUCGAUGGUAGGCUCUAUGGUGGGAUCUCAGGGGUCUUGGAGUGUUUUGGUCAACGAACAGGCCAAUGUGGCUCCACCAGCCAGUCAGGGGGUGCCCAUGCAGUGCCCAACACCAAAGGCUCCUCCUCCUGGCUUUAGACCUGAGGACAAGCAAGCGGCUCCGGCGACUGAGACUGACCCUGAUCUGACCCAGAAUGUGCCGCCACAGGAUCCCCAGUUCUGGGCCGGGGUGUUUGAUCCACCCCCAACAGUGCCUGCAGCUCCGGCUACGCAAGCAGCCAAAGCUCUUUGGGACAAUGCUCAGCAACAGGCUCAACGGUUGGCCAAGCAGAAAUCGCAGGCCAAACGCCGUGGACAGAGAGGGAUCCGCUGGGGGCAGAUGCCAGGGCUGAAUGCUCAGAACUUUCAGCUCCCGAAUUUCAUUCAGCAGCUCGGUGCUCGUGAGAAUGAGCGGUCAGUUCUGGUGAUUGACAGCCGCGACAAAAGGAUCCAAUCCCCAUUUCAGGGGUGGCUUCUUGACGAGAUCCUCCUCAACGCUCAGUCUGGGGUGAAUGUCUUGUCAGAUAGUCAGUUGGUUCGAUCGCCGAGCACGGGCUAUCACAUGAACCUCUUCUACGUGAGGAUCCUCGACGGCUUCAAGUUCAUUUUGGUGGGAACCAUGACGUCCUAUGGCACGGUUCCUGCUGCCAGAUGGGACGAAGCCACCAGCACGGUGCUCAACCACAAGGCCUUUCAACCGUUCAGAUGGCCCAUGAUGUCAAAUGAGUCAUCCACGUGGGUAGAUGUGAAGGUCAAAGUGGAAGGAGAUUUGCUCUUGCACCUUGAGCUCCGUGGAUACCGCUCGGACCAAGACAUGACGGUCCAGCUCAACUACAUCAACGACGUGAUGGUCGCAAACUUCAGGGACACGCUCUUUGUGCCGUCCUGUGUGGUCACGAUCUUUCAAGGAUGGCGAGUUGUGGCUACUUCAUUCGAAGUGGGCGGCCGCUUGUAUGCGUGCUCAGAAGGUGGCAUGGUGGCAGCCCUCGAUUUUCCACUAUGUCACUUUGAGGUGCGCAUGACAGCUCUAUCCUCUGCAGAUUCGAUCGGAAUGGAUGCCGACAGGCUUGAGUUCAGAUUUCGAUCGUCUGGGGACAAGCUGGAUGUAGCUUGUUCACAGGCUGUGGUCCCGUCCACGUGGCUCGUCGUGUCACGGGUAUCAGGACCUACGCUCAUCAAGAAUGCUCAUUGGUGCCGUGAUCAUCAUGCACGCAUCGAGGGCCCAGACCAGACUCUUCAGCUCUCGCAACUGGCAGGUGUUCACGCCCACUGGACUGCAACGAUCGAGGCAGGAGCUCUGGAAGAAACUGGCCCGAGGAUCAGUGCAGUGGCGGUGGAAUCGCAUCCAGCCAAUGUUCAUUUGACGUGUGAGGCGCCGCUCUUCAGGGCUCCCAAAGCGAUUGUGCCGGUGGAGGCUUUGGCUCUGCAAUGUCAUGAUCAACAGCUGGAGCAAGACAUGCUGGUGCUCCCUCCUGUGCAUGGUGGUCCAUCAGUGGUGCCUGCAGCUCAGGCUCCUGGGGCGCAAGAAGUGGCUGGUGGCUCGAUCUCGGUUCAAAGGCGCUCUUUGGAGGCUCGUGCAGCUGAGAACCUUUCUGAGGCUGCUGUGACCCCUCAGACCUUUCUUGAUCGAGUUCAAGGCGCUCGUGACAGCCAAGAUCCUCACUAUGUUCCAAGCCAUCCUGUCAGCUAUGGUCCUGCUCCGGUGAUCGAAGAAGUCACGGACUGCUGA
Messenger RNA from Cladocopium goreaui, 1815 nucleotides. The record is from the annotation of a GenBank genome assembly. NCBI's taxonomy places the organism in Eukaryota, Dinophyceae, Suessiales, Symbiodiniaceae.